Messenger RNA from Necator americanus (New World hookworm), 1824 nucleotides. RefSeq lists its product as uncharacterized. The record is from RefSeq and is a predicted model, not a curated record. Gene Ontology annotation, biological process: negative regulation of canonical Wnt signaling pathway. The coding region runs from base 1 to 1824 and encodes 607 amino acids. The transcript has 15 exons. Gene Ontology annotation, cellular component: plasma membrane; cytoskeleton. Lineage: Eukaryota; Metazoa; Nematoda; Chromadorea; Rhabditida; Ancylostomatidae.
AUGAAGCAACCUGAAGUAGAUUUGCUGAAAAGUGCGCCUUCAGUUUCCAUUAUGAGUCUCCAGGAGAAGAGUCCAGCACCUAAAGAAGAUGAGCGUUUGCUUGAGAAAGAACCGAGUGGAGUGCAGGAGACGGUUGACGAUGAAGAAAACAGAGAAGUAUUUGUUCUAAAAAGGCCUGUAUCCAUUGGUGGUGCGGCUGUUGUUGCGGAAUCGUCAUCGAUGUCCGUAGACAUUUUGCCAACGACAACUAGGAGGAAGCUAAGUGAGGCUCGGCAGGUCAAGUUGCCAACCAUUACCAUGUCUGAAAAACCGACGGUCUCUUUUGCCGAUCCACCUAGUGCUACUCUGAAGAAAACUCCACCACUUUCGAUAUCACCGAUCGGAUACACUUUGCAUCAUAUUCCUCUGUCGGCGGAUCAUCGCAAGAAGAAAAAUGAUGUAGUGUCGAUGAGGGUGUACACGUCUCAGUUUGUGCGGAUGGAUACGCCUGAAGAUGAUGAAAGUAAUUAUUCUGGUAUCCAAUUCAACAUACCAGGAGGGAGGACUGCAACCGCGGAAUAUAUUGUCGAGUUGAUGGGUGCAGAAUAUGGCAUUGAGAAAGCAACAGCGAAGGAAGCAUUUUCGCUUUGGAUGAUUUCGGGACUGCUAGAGGUCCAGCUGAAACCGCAUCAUAAACCAUAUGAAAUGCGUCGUGGAUGGUCAGAGGUUCUGGCAAAGUUUGCGGAAUCGGAACUAGAAAGUAAGAAAAAAGAUGAUGAACCCGUACUGUAUUUUCGGAGGAACGUACAACUGUCUGAGGCAAGAGAGCAGCAGAUCGUGACCUUUUGUUCUCGAGCUUUGGAAAUGUUGCUAACAGAUGCACGAUCAUCACUUUUCCUUGAUCGCUGUCCUAUGCCUCCUGAACGAUGUGCUGAACUAGCCGGGCUAGGAUUUGCUAUGGAAGAUGGUCCAUAUGAUCAAAAAAUGCAUACUGUUGAUUGGCUUAGGAUGCAUUUGGAAGAUCAGCUCCCUGCUCGAAUGGCUGACGUAAUCCGUGGACCUAUGCUUUUGGGGAAGGCACUCACUGGAUACAACGAUCUUGAGAGUCAAGUUGUUGAAUCGUGGAAGCGGGGCAGCACCAUCUUGAAGGCCAAUGGCCUCGACGAAGUACGCAGACAUUAUCUAACGAAGCUUCGAGAAUCAACUCCAUGUUAUGGCGCAGCAUUCUUCCGAGGCCUAAUAGAACGUCCAGGAAUCAAUCCUCUCAACAUCAAAAAAGUAUUUAAUUAUCUGUUGAGUGGAGCACCGGAUACUGAUGUCCUCGUCGGAGUCAAUAAUGAAUUUGUGACCAUCAUUGACUCGAAUAAACGUGACGUGAUACUCGUUCAGAAAAUACGCGACUGUUCAUGGAGAAAAUUGAUAUAUUCUCCAGAAGAAAUUAAAAAGGGUCAUCAGCAUCUGUUGUUCUUAUCAUUCCCUGAUGAUGACUAUGUCAAGUCUCGCAACGAGUACAUCUCAGGAAGAACUGAACGACUGGCCUCCAUGAAAAUGAAUAUUUUGCACAUCUUCUCAAGUCAAACAAUACUUCUCAAUGCAAUGUUGAACUCUGUGAAGUCGACCAUAAAAGAAGAAGAUGGCAUUAUAGAUGAGGGCAAAGAUCAGUCAACAAUUUCAACUGGUUAUCCAGCUCCAGGUAGAGCAACGGUAGCUCGAACUCCGUCGAUCUCUAAAUGCCAUCGAAUGUGUUUAGCAAGCUUCGAAGACGGUAGAUUUGUGAAAGCGAAGGGAAUUUAUAAGAAAGUGGAUUGGGAAACUGUGCAACGUGGUAUCGAGGUGGUUUUGUAA